Messenger RNA from Mycena citricolor, 570 nucleotides. NCBI's taxonomy places the organism in Eukaryota, Fungi, Basidiomycota, Agaricomycetes, Agaricales, Mycenaceae. The record is from the annotation of a GenBank genome assembly.
AUGAGAGAGAAGCUCAACUCUCACCACAGCCGCUGGAAGGAAUCCAUCUUGGCGUGCAACAUCACAGACAUCCGCCACCGACCGGGCGUGGAGAACCCAGUAGCAGACGCACUGAGCAGGAAGUGGGCGAGCCGGUGCCAAACAGAAAACGACGGGUCGUCCUGGUCGGUGCUAGCAGACUGGGAGUCAGCGCGCGGCGUCACGAGAGACAUCUUCGCACUGGCAGAGGCACAGACGGUGAGCCACCCGCUACAAGCCCAAUUUGCUGACGACCUCUUCUUUGCGCCGGUGGUGGAUAUCCUACUGGGGCAGACGGUGGGCAAUUCUAUCACAGAACGGCGGAGACUGGUGCAUCGGGCAGAAGGAUUCAUGAUUGACGACGGCAAACUCUGGCGUGUCGCAGAGACAGCGGCAAGACAAGUCGCCAGGACGGAAUGCAUACCGACGGCACAGGGCUUCGAACUCGCCAUGGCGACUCACGCUCAAAACGGUCACUUCAACGUAGAGAGCACGAAGCUCAAGCUGGCAGACCGCUACUUCUGGCCUGGAAUGGAUACCGACUGCCGCUAA